Messenger RNA from Drosophila sechellia, 507 nucleotides. RefSeq lists its product as uncharacterized. The record is from RefSeq and is a predicted model, not a curated record. NCBI's taxonomy places the organism in Eukaryota, Metazoa, Arthropoda, Insecta, Diptera, Drosophilidae. Bases 160 to 420 code for a protein of 86 amino acids. The transcript is spliced from 2 exons.
GGUGACCAAGUCCAAUCGGAUCUCGGCACUGAGCGGGCUCCACAACCAUCCCUAAGUUACGAACUACCUGUGCCAUCUCAUUACUCUAAUAAAGGUGUUUACGUUGAACCAGUUUAUAUCUUCCGCCUAUCCUGUCGUUGUUGAUUCUCAUGCUACCAAAUGGUGCCCAAUCGCCGCGGUGGGAAGAACCUCAUCUUCCGGGGGCACAUGUACUCCGUGGAACGCAAGUACCGAAACAGCAUCAACUGGGUGUGUUCCAAGAACAGCAACAGCGUGCUCCGCUGCCCGGCGAGGUGCGUCACAAAUCCGGAGAGUGGCAACGGUAUCAAGCUGAGCCAUCGACGCCACAAUCAUCCAGCGGAUGCCUUUAAGCCCCACAAGCGCUGUCGAAAGCGUCCCGGCGAUCGCAACUCCAAGUAACAAUGUUUCAGGAUGCAAAGCAUGCAGGCUUCGGCAAUUGUUAGUCACACUAAAUAGUUUAAAUAUAAAUGUUUCGUCUAAUUGUAA